This is a messenger RNA of Caenorhabditis remanei, 1284 nucleotides long. RefSeq lists its product as uncharacterized. The record is from RefSeq and is a predicted model, not a curated record. Bases 1 to 1284 code for a protein of 427 amino acids. The transcript has 6 exons. NCBI's taxonomy places the organism in Eukaryota, Metazoa, Nematoda, Chromadorea, Rhabditida, Rhabditidae.
AUGAGUUUGAAAAUGGCGCUUGGAACCAAUGGAAAAAGAAGCAUUCGCAGUGAUAUCGAUAACGCUGCUGGAGACAAUAAUAUCAAUUUCGGUGUCAAAAAGAGCUACGAAGAGAGUUCUCUGAAUCUACAAAUGGCCGAGAGACAAACUGUUAUCGGCAAAGAGAAUCAUCCAGGAGAAAACCGAUAUUUCGGAGGACUUGUUGGAAAUAAGGAGAUUUUUGUAAUGACAAUGAUAGCUGUUGCAUUGUAUUUAAUCGAGGGAGAACACGCGAAAUUUGUUUGCACCGCCCUUACUUCUGUUCCACCCGCAAUUUUCUCAUAUAAAGUAUUGAUGAAUUCGAACAGUACGAAGGAAGGAUAUCAUUCGAUUCUCUUCUACUGGACAAUUUACGGACUGCUCGCAGUUUUGGAUCAAUUCGUCGGGUCUCCACAAGGAUAUAAUCUGAUAAAAGGAGGUCUUCUUGGAUCUGUAUUCCUUCACUCAUUCCGUUCGAAUCCCCAUGCAUUCCCUAUUCCAUGGAAUACUGUUGAUCAAACAACCGGUGGAAUGCUCACUUCGAUUUUCACUAAAUAUGAUUCUCAAGGGUUUAUCCAAAAGACGGAAUCAUCUGCAUUCGAUCCGAGAUCUCCGACAAUAACACAGUUCUCUUCUGACGAUGAGUCGGAAUAUAUGCCCACUUUAUUGGAGAAUGAACUGAUUGAUGUGAGUACUGCAUGCAGUUUCCAACCAUCUCUUCCAAUGCAAUCAACUCAAACUCUUUCACCUGACUUUGUCUAUAAAACUGCAGUUGCAAAGACUACUCCGAUUGAAAAUGAAGACGGUGAACCGUGCUCGACAAUCAGAAUUCAUUAUAAGAAACCAUCUGAAAAUCAAUUCGAAACGAUGUCAGCUAUGACAAUGACAUGUGGAGGGGUAGCUGAUAUUGUCACUGUUCCAUCCGAUCGAAUCAGUUUUAAUUAUCAAAAUCAAGAGGUUUUGAUUCAGAUCACCAAUGUUUCUCCUCUUCAUAUCAUGUUUGCUCUCAAGACAAAUGCCAAUACUCAUCUGAUUGCUGCACCAACUACUGGAAUUCUUUUGAGUGGCCAAAGUAUGAAAAUGAGAGUUGGAGUUACGAAUAACUUCUUCAGAACUUGCACAGAUCCUGGAGCAUUUAUUGAUAAACUUGCCAUCGACUAUGCCUCAAUUCCACAACACUAUUCUUCGUCAAUUUCCAAAUUCUCUCCUGAAUUCUUCCAGUCUCACAAUCGCCGUCGUCAUGCCAUUCGUGUCUUCUAUCAAUGA